UCUGGGAGUAAAAAACAUGACUAAAUAAACAAACACAUGAAACAAAACUCCGUUAGAUUAAGAUGUUUACUAGCUCUCAUUUCUGAGACGCCAGUGUUUUUUUGCCCCGUUUAUUUUUCUCCACAGACGCGAAGUCGAGGGCAUUCAUUCAUUCAGCUCUAGGCUCCAUUGAUUCGAUUACACGCCCGGUGUGUAGCCUGGAUGGUUGUGUGUUUACUAUGACAUUGCAGAAAGAUAGAUCCUAUUUUUUUUUACAGGCGUGGAUACGUAAGGACGUUGACCCCGCCCUGCUCUGAUGAGUACCCACGAGAUGGUGAGGCACACUUGAAGGCUGAAACAGUCCUGGGAGUGUCACGAGCAAACUCUACUGCAUCUACUUCGCGUUGAUCGUCAGUGUGUUGGUGACAGCUCAAAAUAUCCCAUGACCCACUCUACUUCACCUAUCCUAUGACAACCCUAGAACCCCGGAUCUCAUUCCACCAGUACUAGACGUCUAGCAGCACCCCCGGCUGAAGAAUGAGCCAGGACUUUUGCCGCUGUGGGAGGAUCAACAUCCUGGUCUACGUGCUGGUCAUCUUGUUCGCCGUCUCCUCGUGGGUGGACAUGAACGGCCUGUGGAUGGAGCUGCCCAUCCUCGUCCAGAAUUUACCUGAAGGCUGGGACCUGCCCUCCUACAUGGGUGUCGUUAUCCAGAUAGCGAACAUAGCCCCGCUGGCUUACACCAUCGCCAACACUCGCUGGCCCGGUCGCAGGCUGGAACUUCCGGUUAUCUACGUCAUCAUCGUCCUCGGCGCCGUCUCGUGCCUCCUGCUGGCCUACCUGUGGGACGUGACGUCUGACAUAGCAGGCGAGAGCCACAGCACGGCGCUACUGGUGCUUCAGUUCUUCCUGGCUCUGGUCGACUGCACGUCCUCCGUCGCCUUCCUGCCGUUUAUGUCGGUCUUUAAGCCCCAGUACAUGACGGCGUAUUUCUUGGGGGAAGGCUUCAGCGGACUGAUUCCAAGUCUCGUGGCGCUUGCUCAAGGGGCCGGAACUAUGGAGUGCCAGAAUUUUCCAAUUAACAUUAAUAAAACAAUAGAUGUCAAUAAUAAUUCACAUCACUAUACAAAGGAUGAUAUCGAGAGAAAUACAACAUUUUUGUUUUUUAAAGAAGAUUUAAAUAAUUCAUCCUCACCUAUUGCUUUUAUGAGAUAUCCGGUUUAUCAAGAACCGAAAUUUUCCGUUCGGACGUUUUUUCUGUUCCUGAUGGCGCUGCUCACGCUAAGCGUCAUAGCGUUCACGCUGCUAAAUUUCUGGUCCUACUGUCAGCAAGAGUACGCGCAGCUGGCACCGGAAGACGAGAAAGAGAAACCGGAAACGGAAGAUUCCGAGGUUCAGCUUGAGUUCAACGAAACGGAAAACUGUGUUAUGAUUACUUCUACCAACAAUCAAAACCUGGGCAGCGACAAGAACUCUUGCAUUCAUAAAAACAAAAUUUCAGAUCGGCACACGCAAACGUAUUCAUUUUCAGAUAAAAUCAACGGGAAUACAAAACCUGUUUCGAAAGUAAAAGUUGUGCACCCCAAACUAUCAGAAAUCCCCGUGGUUAUAAAUAAACCUGAAAGCAAAAUGCCGAGAUCUAAGUACAUCAUGUUCAUGUUGUUCACCUUUUGGUUAAACGCCUUGUCGAAUGGCGUCAUGUUUUCCAUACAAACCUACUCCUGUCUGCCCUACGGCCUAGACGUCUACCAUUUGAGUAUCACCCUGUCCUGUAUCAGCAACCCGCUGGCCUGUUUGGUCUGUAUUUUUCUCACGAUGAGAUCCCUGGCCAAAACCAGUUGGAUGACCAGUGUGGCAACCCUGUUCGCCGUCUACAUCAUCUACACCGCGGCGAGGAGUCCCGACCCCCCUCUAGUUGGUUACAUCUCUGGCUCCAUAAUCACGGUGACGGUGUGGACGCUGGGAGUGUUUACAAUGACGUACUGCAAAGUUUCCAUAGCAACCGAGUUUCGAUCCGAGGGUAAAAGAGCUCUGAUGUGGGUGGGGGCGGCAACCCAGGCCGGCUCUCUCGUGGGUGCAAUAGUCACCUUCGUCCUGAUCAACGUGUACAAGGUGUUAACGGUGGCCAACCCGUGUCGCUAGACCUGGCCAAGGCCAUCUUCAGAUUAGAUUGUGUUUUUAUUGUGGCCAUUUAGUGUAGCUAGACCUGCCGUGGCCAUCUUCAGAUGACUGUUUUUAUUGUGGCCAUCUCGUGUUAAUAGAUUUGGCCAAGGCCAUCUUCAGUUUACACUGUGUUUUUAUUGUGGCCAUCAAGUGUGGCAAGACUUGGCCAAGGUCAUCUCCAUAUUACAUUGUGUCUUUAUUGAGGCCACCUGGUGUUACUAGACUUUGCCAAGGUCAUAUUUCGAUUACAUUGUGUUUUUAAUGUAGCUAAUCAUUUGGGUCAGACUUGACUGACGCCAUUAAUAGAUUACAUUGUGUGGCUAGAUAUGACCAAGGCCAAAGUGUGAUUACUCUGUUCUAGUUUUAAUAGAAUUGAUGUGUACAAAUCAAAUAUUGAUUAAUAGUAUUACGAUUGAUAAAUGAAUACAUUAAAAUCUAACCUGAAGAGAUUAUAGUAGCACGAAAACCAGUACUGAUUCGAUAAAGGCAAACAUUUUUUUUUAUAGAUCUGUCGGGAGCCUUGCUGCAAGACAUUUAGAUAUCCUGUCACUAGACUAUUUGUUGAUGUUCUUUUUAACUGGCCACUUUGUCAGAGGCCCUUGUAACUGAACACUUUGUUGCAGCUCAUGUAAACAGGCCUAUUAAUUAUAGCUCUGUUAAUUGGCCCUUUUUGUCACAACACUUUAUUACUGGCCACUUUGUUACAGCUUAACUGGCCACUUUGUUACAGCUUAACUGGCCACUUUGUUACAGCUUAACUGGCCACUUUGUUACAACUUAACUGGCUUAUUUGUUAAAGCUUAACUGGCCAGUUUGUCACAGCACCUUAUAACUGGCCACUUUGUUACAACUUAACUGGCCACUUUGUUAUAACUUAACUGGCCAGUUAGUUGCAAUUUCUACUGUGGCAAUGGGGCGGUUUGGUCGAUUAGUAGAGCGAACGGCUGUUAAUCCAUAAGUCAAGAGUUCGAUUCCCGGGUUCGAACCGUGAUAAUUUUCACCAACCUUCCCCCUCCCGCUCUCGUGAGUACAUGGCAUACAGAGAUAUACAAAAAUAUUACUUAUACCUAGGUCACGGAAAUAGAUGAACUCUACUUCAUCUGUCACAUUGACAGUCAAAUCCAAAAGGUUCCUUUACUUUUCAGUGACCAUUUUAAUUGUCUUAAUGUUUUUUUAGCAAUUCUUGUUAACUAAAUGAAGAAUCUUGAUACAGUUUUCCCCGUGAAAAGAAUGUUUUGUAAUGUAAACUCCAUGCAUGAUCUCAUUGUUUUAUUGAAUAUGUCGCUACACAAAACGUCAUUCAUUAAUCCAGGUAGUUUUGACAUAAUUAAAUUUGACAAGAGCAUUAAUCACAAUAAUAUUCAUCUUAGAUAGAUCUUUACACAUAAAUGACAUAUAUUACAUUUUGUAUGGAAAGAAAAUUCAUUCAAUCAACAUUAAUUAUACAAGUUUCAUUUAAAUAUUAUAUGUGAAAGAAAGAUGCGUGCAUUUUAAAAUAUUAAUGAAUGUUUUAAAAUGUAACAUUUUAUAUGAAAAAUAUAAUUUGUUAAAAAUGUGUAUGUUUGU
Molecule: messenger RNA, 3708 nt
Organism: Physella acuta
Lineage: Eukaryota; Metazoa; Mollusca; Gastropoda; Physidae
Product: solute carrier family 52, riboflavin transporter, member 3-like
Biological process (GO): riboflavin transport
Cellular component (GO): plasma membrane
Molecular function (GO): riboflavin transmembrane transporter activity
Source: RefSeq, a predicted model, not a curated record